AUGUACAUUUACAUCUACAGGUCUAACUACAACAACUGGACCAGUGACCACUACUUCAACACUGCCAACUACAACAACUGUACCAGUGACCACUACUUCAACACUGCCAACUACAACAACUGGACCAGUGACCACUACUUCAACACUGCCAACUACAACAACUGGACCAGUGACCACUACUUUAACACUGCCAACUACAACAACUGGACCAGUGACCACUACUUUAACACUGCCAACUACAACAACUGGACCAGUGACCACUACUUUAACACUGCCAACUACAACAACUGGACCAGGGACCACUACUUCAACACUGCCAACUACAACAACUGGACCAGGGACCACUACUUUAACACUGCCAACUACAACAACUGGACCAGGGACCACUACUUCAACACUGCCAACUACAACAACUGGACCAGUGACCACUACUUUAACACUGCCAACUACAACAACUGGACCAGGGACCACUACUUUAACACUGCCAACUACAACAACUGGACCAGUGACCACUACUUUAACACUGCCAACUACAACAACUGGACCAGGGACCACUACUUUAACACUGCCAACUACAACAACUGGACCAGUGACCACUACUUUAACACUGCCAACUACAACAACUGGACCAGGGACCACUACUUUAACACUGCCAACUACAACAACUGGACCAGGGACCACUACUUCAACACUGCCAACUACAACAACUGUACCAGUGACCACUACUUCAACACUGCCAACUACAACAACUGGACCAGUGACCACUACUUUAACACUGCCAACUACAACAACUGGACCAGGGACCACUACUUCAACACUGCCAACUACAACCACUGGACCAGUGACCACUACUUCAACACUGCCAACUACAACAACUGGACCAGUGACCACUACUUUAACACUGCCAACUACAACAACUGGACCAGGGACCACUACUUUAACACUGCCAACUACAACAACGGGACCAGUGACUACUCAGUCUACAGGUUUAACUUCAACAGCUGAACCAUUGACUACUGCAUCUACGGUUCCGACAGAUUGCCAGAAUGGAGGAUAUCCCAAUGGUACAAAAUGUAUCUGUCUAACAGGAUUCCGCGGAGAGUUCUGCGAGCUUUUCUCAGAUAAUGUCAAACCAGAUGUGGUUAAUACAACGGUGAUUGUUGAGAUGGUGGUGGACCAGGAUUAUAAACAAGCAUAUGAAGAUAACAACUCACCAGAAUACAAAGACUUUGUGAAGAACUUUACAGCACAGAUGACUUCAUACUAUAUAAAAAAGGACAUAUCGAACUUCACAGGUGUGAUUGUUACAAAAGUGAGUCGUGCGGUUUCCUUUGUUAGGAGUUUGAGAAGUAACGGAGUGAAUGUAACGCAUGAUGUUUUGCUGUCGAUACCAAAUAAUGCUGUCUUUGAGAGAAAGUAUGGAAAGAUUGUUAUUGAAAUCGAGAAGGCGGUUGGUGCCCUUAAUAACUGCACUGAAGGUAAGAGCCAAUGACGACGUCCAUAACGCAAACGGCCAUCUGAGUUC
Messenger RNA from Gadus macrocephalus (Pacific cod), 1525 nucleotides. RefSeq names its product probable serine/threonine-protein kinase clkA. The transcript is spliced from 5 exons. The coding region runs from base 1 to 1005 and encodes 334 amino acids. NCBI's taxonomy places the organism in Eukaryota, Metazoa, Chordata, Actinopteri, Gadiformes, Gadidae. The record is from RefSeq and is a predicted model, not a curated record.